Molecule: messenger RNA, 549 nt
Organism: Capronia coronata CBS 617.96
Lineage: Eukaryota; Fungi; Ascomycota; Eurotiomycetes; Chaetothyriales; Herpotrichiellaceae
Exons: 2
Coding region: 1-549 (182 amino acids)
Source: RefSeq, a predicted model, not a curated record
AUGCGUCCCGCAGCUGUCUUCACCGCACUUCUUUUUACGGCCUCUGCUCUUGCCGUCCCUCUCAAUGCUGCACCAGGUAGCAAGGCCCUUGAGCCAGCCAAGCGGAAUGCGGCACCCAUGGUCGACGUGGCCACUUUGAAGCGUGCGCUCAUCGACUUAUCUCCCGUGACCCACCUCGUCGGUGACGUUCUCGCGACGGUGACCGGCAUCUUGUCCAUCGUCACCAACACCGUCAACGGUCUUGACGCCGCGAUCAACCAGCUGCUCAGUGAAGCUGAGACGGAUGUCGAUGGGACCCUGGGCUCGGCACGAUCAACUCUCCAAGGCCUCAUCAGUCAAUUGAAUAAUACCCUCGGUGAUGUCGGUGUCUCUGCGUCGUCACAAGGAGUCUCCCUAGACUUGACCACAACCAUUUCUGCAGUGCAGACGCUUCUUGCGGACGUUGAAUCACUUGGAGGAAUUAAUGGCAACGAUCUUGUGUCUGAGGUCACUGCCCUGGUUCAGGAACUCCUGAAUACCCUGACGGGCCUUACAGGCUUGAAGAAUUAA